Dioscorea cayenensis subsp. rotundata (Guinea yam) is the source of this 1087-nucleotide messenger RNA. RefSeq lists its product as uncharacterized. The record is from RefSeq and is a predicted model, not a curated record. The transcript is spliced from 8 exons. Gene Ontology annotation, molecular function: hydrolase activity, acting on ester bonds. NCBI's taxonomy places the organism in Eukaryota, Viridiplantae, Streptophyta, Magnoliopsida, Dioscoreales, Dioscoreaceae. Bases 43 to 951 code for a protein of 302 amino acids.
AAAAAAGAGUGAAAAAAAAGGAAGGGAAAAAAAGAGUGAACAAUGAGCAGCGGAGUGAAGCUCUUCGACGCGCACUGCCACCUCCAAGACCCAAGGAUCCACUCCAUCGCUCCACAUCUCAUCCGCAAUGCCUUCCACUCUGGCGUGCUCCGCUUCGCCAUCAAUGGCGUCUCCGAGAAUGAUUGGCGUGUUGUCAAAGAGAUGGCGGAGCAACACCCUUGUCUUGUUCCAAACUUUGGGCUUCAUCCAUGGUAUGUGGCUGAGAGAACCCCAAAUUGGUUUUUUUCUUUGAGAGAGUUCUUUGCAAGUACACCAUCUGCUGCUGUUGGGGAAAUUGGUUUAGAUAAAGGUUCUCAUGGAAAGACGAUUGAUUUCGGGGAGCAGGUUGAAGUGUUCCAGCAGCAGCUUGAACUCGCCAAGGAGUUAAAGAGACCAGCUUCCGUUCAUUGUGUGCGGGCUUUUGGUGACCUUCUAGAAAUACUUAAACGUUUAGGCCCUUUUCCGGAAGGACUGAUUAUGCAUUCAUACCUUGGGUCUGCUGAGAUGGUUCCUGAAUUAGCAAAGCUCGGUUGUUAUUUUUCCUUCUCUGGGUUCCUUUCAUCGAUGAGUUUGCAGAAGGCAAAGAAAAUGAUCAGAUCGGUACCUUUGGACCGAAUUUUGCUCGAGUCUGAUGCACCUGAUGCAUUGCCAAAAUUCAAAUCAAAUUCUGUGUCAUUGGUUCAAGAAAAUACUUCUGCUUUGCAGGAGCUGCUAAGACAGUCUGAAAAUCAAAGUUCAGAGUCAUCGGAUCAGCAAAACCAAGAACUGAAUCAUCCAGCAAACAUUCACUCUGUCUUGAACUAUGUUUCCUCAUUACUUGAAAUGCCUGAAAAUGAACUAGCAGAAGUCACUUACCGAAACGCCAUACGCUUGUUUUCAUUUCCUGGAUCGAUAGUUUGUGCAGAAGGUUAAGUUAUCCUUUUCCGACUUCUCGCAACGACAUAUAUGUAUAUCACCAUUCUGUUUUAAACUUAUUGAUCUUUGUUUCUGUAAUGAACUAAGUCUUAUAGCGAUAUCAUAACUAAACACAAUUACUUUAGAAUCCAUC